UUAUUAUUAUUAUUAUUAUUAUAUUAUUCAACAGAGUUCAAUUUUUAUCUUUGUUCUCCGCAGUGGCGCGCAAGGCAAGCUUUCUUGGCGCGUGCUGUGCAGCGAGUCAGGGGCUAACAGAAUGAUCAAAGAGAACCUUUCAAGAGCUGACGGACGGCUUGCGGGCGAGAACAAGCCACAGCGUGAAUCACGGAAGCAAGAAACGAUCUUUUGAGUUAACAGUGACAAAGCCACACGAAGUUAUUUGGUGUCAAAUAUGGAAGAGCUUUUUUUUUUUUUUUUUUUUUGGGGGGGGGGGAGGAGGAACAAAACCGAAGUGCUGUCACUUCGGUGUCACAGAAUGAGACCAGGCAUAGUACAUUAAUUCUCUCGUCAGUCGAAGAUACCAAUCAGCAAGAAGAAGACAGAUUAAUUAUUGGAGUAUCUUAACCAUUGAGCUUCCAUCAUGAGCUACCCGCGCAAGCGUGCAUUACUUGCAUGCGACUUUUGUCGCCAAAGAAAGCGUCGCUGCGAUGCCUCGAAGCCUGUAUGUGGCAACUGUUCAGAGGCAGAAGCAGAAUGCCGAUACCAGGAGAUUCCGAUUCAGUCCCUGGAAUCUUCGACGACCUCCUCAGCAAUAUCAAGAAGGCUUGACAGCAUAGAAACGCUACUCAAGUCCCACUCAGAAGCAAUCGCAGCGAUUUCCCAGCAGCAAGUUUUAGAGACUCUCUGUUCCCCGCAGGAGAUCCUGGAUGCCCAGGCGGUGCCGACAGAUGCAGUAACCAUCGAACAGCCACCGGUUCUCGAUCCAUCCUGCGUUGAUGGACUCAACCUGACAUCUCCAUUAAAUGACAACACUCAAUCUUCCUCACCGUCGAUGGCGGCUGUCAGCCCUGAAUUCACGGCCCAGUUGGAGGGGAGCAUCGAACUACUGGCCCCCUUCACCAUCCCGCCGAAACACUGGACGUCGUCGUCGUCGUCGUCGUCGUUAUCAUCAUCGGUAAAUAACCUGCUUAAAUUACCAAUUAUCAAAUCCGUGGUGGGAGAAUUUCCCGAUGAUUAUUUCUUUUCGAUUGAAUCGCGGCAAGUUACCCCCGCGCUGGGCGGCUCCUGGAUGUCCUCCCAGGUGGAGCUGCCAGACAUUGAAAAUGAUGUUACAGACCGGUUGGUGGAUACAUUCUUCUCUGAGGUCCAUCCAUGCCAUCCAAUUCUAGCUCGCGACGAAUUUUGCACAAUGUAUGCAAACGUCAUGUCGGACGGGUUGGGGUUUAACUUGCAGUCGGCAUUCUGUCUCGUCGUUUUUGCAUUGGGUGAUGUUGCAUCUGAGUCCGAAGGGGUUGAUCCGCGGGUUCAAUAUUGGGAGCCGGCUCUGAAAUACUUCAGGCCUGCUUUAAGCAUUCUGAUGGCUGAGUCUGCCUUUUCGUUUGGGUCGGACUUGCUGCUCCCCCAGGCAUUGAUAUUCGGCGGGAUUUGUUUUGCUUAUUUGGGAAAACCGUUGCAUAGCUGGAAACUUAUUUUCAUGGCAUCUACGGAGGUACAGUUGUUGCUAUCACGCAGUAAGUAUGCUGAUGCUGAUGAAUCCUACAAGGAGCGGAUAUCAGAGACAUGCUGGAGUUGUUUCCUUAUAGAAUGUGAUUACCUUUCCGAGCUCAAUCUUCCACCAAGUGGAAUCCAAACGGUGGUCGACGACAUGGCGCUUCCUAAAGCCGGCAACCCAAGUGAUCGAGAAGGAUUAAGCUACCUGGCAGAAAUAUCCAUGAGAAGCCUCCUGAACCGAGUGCUUAGUCCUCUCUCGCUCUCCAGCGAUUUCGAAAGCGGCUGGUUAAGUGACGAGUCAGAAGUACCCCAAGCCCUCACAAUCACGUCAGAACUUGAUCAGCAACUCUUACUAUGGUACAACUCCAUCCCGGAAUCGAUCAAACCAACGCUGGGCCUAGGGCCCACUGCGCAUCCCUACGAGAGGAUUUUGAGAAUCCGCUAUUACCAAGCGCGAUACAUCAUCCAUCGUCGAUUUGUUCUGUAUUCCGUUUCGCUACCUGAAGAGCGAGAGCCGUCUCAGGAAAUUUUGAAGAAGGCACAGGUGUGUAUUGACAGCUGCAGACUGUAUUUGCAGAACACUGGGGAGAUCUUGAAGAAGCCGUCGCAGUAUACUUGGACAGUGGCACAGUCGUCACUUGCCGCCGCUCUGCUCUUGACGGCCGCUUCGCUUUCGCGGCAUUUACAACACGUAGUUCCGGAUAUCCUACCGCUGCAGCAGUUGCUCAUUGAUAACAUUGCAGGGUGGGCUGCGCCGGAAUCAAGCUUUGAGUCCCUAUUAUGUAUUAUUGGUGAUAUAGUCCGGAAGCAGCAGUUUCAUUGAAAAUUUUAGAGGUUGUCCGAGGAGGGUAGGUAUUGCUGCUGUUCUUCGCGUUGGUUGGGGCCGUGCUCGCAAUUUUCUACGUAUAGCAAAGUAAGUAUCAUUGGUCUUCUUCUUCAUAUAUGCAGCAUGGUAUGUUGGCUACCGUUAUCUUCCCUUCUCCAGUUGAGAGCCACAUGGCGCACGACGAUCCCCGUUUCGCUCCCGGAGAAAUGAAGUUCCAGCUACGGCGAAUCUGGGGAAACGCAUAAAAAAUACAAAUAAAAACUAGGACUCAGUGGCAGGAGGAAAGGAGCUUUCUUCACAUCACCCUAUUGUUCGUACACUGCUUGAUCAACGUCUUUCAUGCGAGAUACCGAGUACAGGUGGGAUAGGAUAUUUAUGCAAGCCUUGGCGCAUUCUAGCUGGUUAGCAGUCACUGGAAGUCAUUGGGCGGUUGUUUGUUGAAUUCAUUGAUACAUGUAACUAUGUAUGUAUGAAAGUAUGUACAGUACAUUGAUAAAUUGGCCAAUUGAAUAUUGUAUCAGCCGCUUUCCACCGCUGACUGUUGACUGCGGAUUGUAACUAGAACAUUAACUAUUGACUGGUAACUAACUAGAUAUGUUAAAUAUGC
This is a messenger RNA of Blastomyces dermatitidis ER-3, 2948 nucleotides long. RefSeq lists its product as uncharacterized. Gene Ontology annotation, molecular function: DNA binding; zinc ion binding; DNA-binding transcription factor activity, RNA polymerase II-specific. Bases 446 to 2338 code for a protein of 630 amino acids. Lineage: Eukaryota; Fungi; Ascomycota; Eurotiomycetes; Onygenales; Ajellomycetaceae. The record is from RefSeq and is a predicted model, not a curated record. Gene Ontology annotation, biological process: DNA-templated transcription; regulation of DNA-templated transcription. The transcript is spliced from 6 exons.